CCCAAAGGAGUUGAGAUCGUUGGCUUUGCGGACGACGUCGUCUUGACGGUAACAGGCGAGACGCUGGAAGAGGUGGAAGUGUUGUCAACCGAGGCACUCGACAUGAUUGGUAACUGGAUGAAAGGAGCGAAGCUGCAAAUAGCCCACCACAAAACGGAAGUGUUAUUGGUCAGUAACUGUAAAGCGGUACAGCGGGCGGAAAUCACCGUCGGGGAGCACACCAUAGCCUCGAAGCGUGUGUUAAAAUACCUGGGAGUUAUGAUCGAUGACCGGCUAAACUUCAACAGCCACGUCGAAUAUGCCUGUGAGAAGGCUUCGAAGGCCAUCAACGCGAUAGCUAGAAUCAUGCCGAACAACGCUGGUCCCAGCAGUAGCAAGAGGCGUCUUCUGGCCAGCGUGUCAUCAUCGAUACUGAGAUAUGGAGGUCCAGCCUGGGUUCCAGCGCUGGAAACGAAGCAGAACCAAAGGAAACUGAGCAGUACGUUCCGGCUCAUGGCCAUGCGAGUCGUGAGUGCGUACAGAACCAUCUCGUCGGAAGCAGUAUGCGUUAUCGCCGGUAUGAUCCCUAUCGGCAUCACCCUGGCGGAGGACAGUGAGUGCUACAGGCAGAGAGAAGCCGGAAGAGUACGGAAAGUUGUGAGAGUGGAGUCAUUGGCUAAGUGGCAACAGGAGUGGAACACGACGGAGAACGGUAGAUGGACACAUAGACUAAUACCGAUUCUUUCGACCUGGGUGAACAGAAAACACGGAGAAGUCAAUUUCCACCUAACGCAGUUCCUGUCUGGCCACGGCUGCUUCAGGAAAUACCUGCAUCGGUUCGGACACGCAGCGUCACCCCUCUGUCCGGAGUGUGGCAACGUCGAUGAAACGCCGGAGCAUGUGGUCUUUGACUGUCCAAGGUUCGAGGCAGUGCGAACGGAGAUGCCCGUCCUUAACGUGGAGAGAGUUAAGAUCGUUGGCUUUGCGGACGACGUCGUCUUGACGGUAACAAGCGAGACGCUGGAAGAAGUGGAAGUGUUAUCAACCAAGGCGAUCGAUAUGAUUGGUAACUGGAUGCAAGGAGCGAAGCUGCAGAUAGCCCACCACAAAACGGAAGUCCACGUCGAAUAUGCCUGUGAGAAGGCUUCGAAGGCCAUCAACGCGAAAACUAGAAUCAUGCCAAACAACGCUGGUCCUAGCAGUAGCAAGAGGCGUCUUCUGGCCAGCGUGUCAUCAUCGAUACUGAGAUACGGAGGUCCAGUCUGGGUUCCAGCGCUGGAAACGAAGCAGAACCAAAGGAAACUGAGCAGCUGGAAGGCUGAAGCUAGGUGGAUUGGACUUACCAUCAACGCAUCGAAGACGAAAUACAUGAGAAGAAGAGGUUCUAGGGACGACAAUGUUAGCCUCUCACCCCGAGUUCACAUUGACGGUGACGAAAUUGAGGUGGUCGACGAGUUCACGUAUUUGGGCUCACUGGUGACUGUCGAAAAUGAUACCAGCAAGCAUAUUGAAAGACGCAUUAUGGCAGAGAAUCGUGCGUACUUUGAACUUCGAAGGAUGCUCCGGUCGAUUAAAAUUCGGCGGUGCACGAAGUUGACUAUCUACAAGAUGCUGAUUAGACCGGUGGUCCUCUACACCCACGAGACUUGCACUAUGCUUGUGGUGUUUUCGAACGGUAGGUGUUACGUACCAUCUACGGUGGAGUGCAGAUGGAUGACGGAACGUGGAGGAGGCAAAUGA
This is a messenger RNA of Ochlerotatus camptorhynchus, 1719 nucleotides long. RefSeq lists its product as uncharacterized. Bases 103 to 1719 code for a protein of 538 amino acids. NCBI's taxonomy places the organism in Eukaryota, Metazoa, Arthropoda, Insecta, Diptera, Culicidae. The record is from RefSeq and is a predicted model, not a curated record. The transcript is spliced from 4 exons.